Messenger RNA from Austrofundulus limnaeus, 2662 nucleotides. RefSeq names its product microtubule-actin cross-linking factor 1. Gene Ontology annotation, cellular component: microtubule; membrane; cytoplasm. The record is from RefSeq and is a predicted model, not a curated record. Gene Ontology annotation, molecular function: cadherin binding; structural molecule activity. Gene Ontology annotation, biological process: wound healing; intermediate filament cytoskeleton organization; regulation of microtubule-based process. Lineage: Eukaryota; Metazoa; Chordata; Actinopteri; Cyprinodontiformes; Rivulidae.
CCCCCCCCCCUGCAGGCAGGGUUUUAGUCAAAGAGUGGCUCUGAUUGUUGGAGGUCUGGACCCUCCCCCUCCCUCCCUGCAGGGACUGGAUCAGGGUUUCAGACCGGAUCAGGCUGUGAGACGGGUCAGAGAUGGAGGCGAGGUUCAGGGACUCCUCAGACAGUGACACGGUCUUCGUGGAGGACUCGUACUACCAGGGUCUGCUCAGGGCCACGGACCAUCGCAAAGAUGAGCGGGACCGAGUCCAGAAGAAGACCUUCACCAAGUGGGUCAACAAGCACCUGAUCAAGGCUCAGCGUCACAUCACGGACCUUUAUGAGGACCUCAGAGAUGGACACAACCUGAUCUCCCUGCUGGAGGUCCUCUCCCCAGAGAAAAAGGCCGAAUGAGAUUUCAUCGACUGCAGAACGUCCAGAUCGCCCUGGACUUCCUGAAGCAGAGACAGGUGAAGCUUGUGAACAUCAGGAACGAUGACAUCACUGAUGGAAACCCUAAACUGACGUUAGGACUCAUCUGGACCAUCAUCCUUCACUUCCAGAUCUCUGAAAUCUACGUCUGCGGUGAGUCGUCUGACCUGACGGCCAAAGAGAAGCUGCUGCUGUGGAGCCAGCAGGCGGUGGAAGGUUACCCCGGCCUGCGCUGCACCAACUUCACCUCGUCGUGGAGCGAUGGGCGCGUCUUCAACGCCCUGCUGCACAGAUACAGGCCAGACCUGAUCGACAUGGAGGCCGUGGCCCGGCAGAGCAACCACGACAACCUGGAGCAGGCCUUCGAGAUCGCCGAGUCGUUAGGAGUGACCCGCCUGCUGGACGCUGAGGACGUUGACGUUCCGUCUCCAGACGAGAAGUCGGUCAUCACCUACGUCUCCUCCAUCUACGACGCUUUCCCCAAAAUCCCAGAAGGAGGAGAGGGCAUCGCUGCACACGAGGUGGACCAGCGCUGGUCCGAGUACCAGUCCAGGUUCUCGUCUCUGCUGCAGUGGAGCCGGCAGCACACGGCCCUCAUGGCCAACAAGAACUUCCCACAGAACCCAGCAGAACUUAAGGCACUUUACAACGAGUACGUUCAUUUCAAAGAGACGGAGAUUCCCUCCAAGGAGCAGGAGAAGGCUCACGUGGAGCACCUCUACAAGCUGCUGGAGGUGUGGAUGGAGUUCGGUCGCAUUAAGCUCCCUCAGGGCCUCCAUCCCAACGACCUGGAGGAGGAGUGGGGCAAGCUCAUCCUGGAGAUGCUGGAGAGAGAGAAGGCCCUGAGGCCGGCUGUGGAGAGGGUCRACCUGCUGCUUCAAAGAGCCAACAGGAUCCAGAACGUGGCUUUGGACUGUGAAGAGAAGCUGACCCUGGCUAAGAACACGCUGCAGGCUGACGUGUCUCGGGCCGAGAGYGGCGAGCCGGUCCAGUGUGAGACAGAACUGGCCCGUUCCCUGCAGGACUGCGAGUCCCUGAUCCAACAGCUGCAGCAGGACCUGAAGGUCCUCCGAGACGAGAAGUACUUCCAGGUGGAGCAGCUGGCCUUCAGAGUUUCGUGCCUUCAGGAGGAGCUGGUCUCCCUCCGGCUGCAGUGCUCCAGCGUCUACAGGAAGGGCAGCUUCUCCCAGGCUCUGGGCGGCGGCGGGACGGAGCGCGGCGGCCUCAGAGCCACCGACGCAGGCCUCCCUUUGGGACAGACGCUGCUGGGAGCAGUGGGCGCUGUGGGCGCCGCUCUGCUGAGGCGACCRAUGGCUCGCUCCCAGCUGGUGGCCAUGUCUUCAUCGGAGGACGAAGGAAGCCUGAGGUUCAUCUACGAGCUGCUGGGAUGGGUGGAGGAGACGCAGGACCUGUUGGAGGGGGCUGAGUGGGGCGCAGACCUCCCCUCUGUGGAGAACAACCUGCAGGAGCACAGCAGCAUCAACACAGCUGUGGAGGAGCUGAUGGGCGGCCUGCAGGAGGCGCGCAGCUACGAGGCCAAAGUCUCCCCGAACUUUAAGAGCAACUACUGUGAAACUUUGAGGAAGCUGGAGCAUCAGUACUUCAAACUGCAGGAGCACUCGUCGUGGCGCCUGCAGAGCCUGGAGAGCCUGCAGGAGUUCGUGUCSCGCUGCACCGAGGAGCUGAUCUGGCUCAACGAGAGGGAGGAGGAGGAGAUCUCCUUCGACUGGAGCGACGCCAACGCCAACAUGAGCUCCAAGAAGGAGCUGCACGACGAGCUGAAGCUGGAGCUCGCUGAGAAACAAAAGGUGAUGCGUGCCCUGCAGGAAACAGCCAGCCGCCUCUGUCAGGAAAACCAUCCUGCCAAACCAACCGUGGAGGCCUACAGUGCAGCUCUGCAGACUCAGUGGCAGUGGGUCGAUCAGCUGGGUGUUUGUGUUGAGCAGCACCUGAAAGACAACUCGGCGUACUUCCAGUUCAUGAGUGAUGCUCGGGACUGUGAGUCGUACCUGCGGCAGCUGCAGGAAACCAUCAGGAGGCAGUACACCUGUGAUAAAAACAGCCGACUGAGCAAACUGGAAGACCUGCUGCAGGACUCCAUGGAGGAGAAGGAGCAGCUGAUCGAGUAUCGGAGUACKGUGGCGAGCCUCGUGGGCCGGGCCAAGACGGUGGUGCAGCUCCGCCCCCGCAGCGCCGAGAACCCGCUGGACGCCGCCACGCCCAUCAGGGCCGUCUGCGACUACAAACAGAUCGAG